AUGUUUUUGGCAAAGGUUAGGUCUCCAAUGACCCAAAUAGAGCGGCAAGCUGCAAAAGAAAUUUUCGCCUCAGCAUCCGCACCAUUUGCAGGAGGUACUAUUGGGGCUAUCGAUUGCACUCAUGUGUCAAUCAUGAGCCCAAAACAUCAUGAAGAAGCGUAUGUCAACCACCAUGGGUACCAUUCUAUCAAUGUGCAAAUGAUAUGUGAUCCAAAUCUAAAGAUUUUGGCUGUCAAUGCUAAAUACCCAGGAGCGCGACACGAUUCAUUUAUUUGGAGCUCCUCUGCAGUCCGGAGAGUUAUGCAGCGAAGUUUUGAAAAUGGAAACCAUAACAUGUUUUUGAUUGGUGACUCAGGAUAUCCCUUGGAGCCGUGGUUGAUGACUCCUCUACCUAACCAACCAGAAGGGAGUCCUAAAUUCCGCUACAAUGAGGCAUUAUGCAAAGCUCGAAACCCAGUCGAAAGACUUUUUGGCGUUCUCAAAGGAACUUGGCUUGGCAAAGGACUCUUUUGUAUGAUCCUGGAUUUAGUGGAAAAGUAG
Molecule: messenger RNA, 540 nt
Organism: Rhagoletis pomonella (apple maggot)
Lineage: Eukaryota; Metazoa; Arthropoda; Insecta; Diptera; Tephritidae
Product: putative nuclease HARBI1
Exons: 3
Coding region: 1-540 (179 amino acids)
Source: RefSeq, a predicted model, not a curated record